AUGCGCAGGUGUACCGAUUCAGAAUUUACCCUCAACUGGGAACCUCUUGUGGCCAGGAUGGGUAAUUCGAUGGAAGUGUCACAAGGUUCUGUGUAGGAUCGACUCGAAGAGGUGUUCUCGGGACUGACACACAUUGUGUCCAUGGGAAAAUGUCCAAGUCAGGAGAAAAAGUGUGCACCCCAGGAGAUUCGAACCAGCAUCCAGCUGACG
Messenger RNA from Ectocarpus sp. CCAP 1310/34, 210 nucleotides. Lineage: Eukaryota; Phaeophyceae; Ectocarpales; Ectocarpaceae. The record is from the annotation of a GenBank genome assembly.